AUGGAGUUACAGGAGGUAAAAAAUAACGCGGAAUUCGAUAAAAUUUUGGCUGAUUAUUCCAGGUAAGUUACCGUCAAUCUUUUUGUACAUCCAUGUAGAAAGUAUUAAUUUAAAAACCAAGCCGGUCAAGAUAGUACAGUCUUACAAUGAGUUCAUUGAGCGACAAGGAAAAAGGUCUUGAAACGUACCCAGCUGAAAAGAGGAUUGAGGAACAUAGUUCAUACUAAGGAGUUUUUCUUUUCAGCUCUUAAGCGAACUGCCCAAGAUGACGUUGUCUCAAAAAGAAAUUUAGCAGGAGAGUUCGCGUUUUUAUUCAACUCGCAGACUGGAUCAGUGGAGAAUUGUUAUGAUCACUUAAAUUAUUUAAUAAAAUAAAUGAAAUUAAUACAAAUAUGUUAAGACAAAACCAAUUAAGAUUGUUGCAGUGAUCUGAGUAAUUAAACAAUGGUUUGCAAAAAUAUAUAUAUUCUUAAAGAACGUGGGAGACAGGGCAUACAUACAUUAGUAAAGCGGGUCAACACGGAGAAUAUAUAGCCAUUUUUCUGUGAAUUACUCAGCUGUAUGAUCGAGAAGUACACCCAAAGCUGUACAUGUAUACGAAGCUAUGGGGUUUGCAUAUCAUGCCAAAGAACUGCCUUUAUAGGUCUAUUUUUUGAAGUGCCAGUGAUCUACGUUUUUUAUUGUGGAACUUUGUUGGUUUUAAAUUCAUAAACAUAAAUUACUGUACAAGGCUGGGAAUGGUUAUUUUAAGUCGAUCAAUAAUUAAUCAUCACAGAACUGACCACUCCUUAUAUUAUAUGACAGUCAUUGACUGGUACAUUUGUGUAAAGAAAGGGUUUUUAUAGGGGUUCUGGGUACAGUAACUUACUCACAAUAUUUUUGUCCAGGAAUCUGGUAAUUGGCUGCUUUUAUAGAGAGUGUAAUAGGAGCUGGCCACUUAAUGAAGGUUAUUUUCCCAAUUUCCCAAGUUAGUUUAAUAGUACCCUAGCUAUACAGGUCCAUUCUCUAAAUACCUAGGAUGAAGCAAACUGUGCUCAUGAUUUGACAAAACUCUCCCAAGAGAGAGUUUUUUUUUUCUUUCUUGGUGCUUCACACCUUGCUAUCGUGGCUCAAUGCAAACCAUUGGUAUUAGGUAAUCAUAAAGAAAAAACUUCAGGCACCCAGGAUUAGGUUUUUUUUUACUCACUUGGCUUGAAUUGAGUCCCCUCUAUGGGGAAAUACCACUGUACGCACUUGUACAGAAACACUCAUAGGCAGUAACACAUAGUAUGCCCCCCAAAAAAGUGACAAUUGCAAGAAAAGACACUUUCUAAUAAUCCUCUUAUGUAUACAAAAUAUGAAAACAGCAAGCACUACAUGUUUUGCUGAAAUCUAUGGAUGUUUAUGUCGUCUUAAAUGAAACCGCUACCCCAAAUUCUUUACCUCAAGAACCAUGUGUAUAUUAAAACCCUAAAGUAGUGACCAACAUCAAUUUCCUCCAAUCAACAGAAAAGGUUAUGAGAAUAAAUUAUGCAAUAAUGGCAAAUGCUUUGAUCUUUGAACAAAUUCAUUCAGCCAGUUGAAUGAGAAAAUGUAUGGCAAUCAGUCUAGAGAAUUUGUAUGUGAUUAUUAGGUUAAAGGUCUAUGUUUGCCCUAAUGUGGACGUGUUUAAUUACAUCAGUGUUCAGGGUAAGGGUCAGUCUGCACGCAGUUAUCUACCGAGUACUAACAGCGUUAUGUCAAGGUUCUUAAAGAGUUUUUUUUUUUCACAGUUUCCUAACAGUGAUUCAUUUUCAUGCAUCAUGGGCUGCUCAGUGUGCACAGAUGAAUGAUGUAAUGACUGAACUAGCUAAAGACAACACACAUGUUAAAUUUUAUAAGGUAAAUGUAGCCCUACUUUAUAACCCUUUGACUCUUAGAACAAGUUAUGGCGAGAAAAUUUGUCUACUUAACUUCUUAAUCUUUGGAUGAAAUCCUGUAUUAAUCAUCAUUCAAAAUGUGAAACGUCUUUGGCAGAACUUCUUCAUGAUACCAUUGAUUUAUGUCUGAGGAUUUUUGUACGAGAAGAUUUUUUUGUUAUGUUUGUGAAUUUGUUAAGCAUCUCAGUCAGUCUGGCUGCUAUUUGUAGUGAAGGGGCUAAUUACUAUUAGAAAUAGAGAAACCUAUUUUAAAUGGUUUUCUAUUAAAAUUAAUAAAUAAAUAAUAUGCCAUAUUAUAUUAAUAUAUACAUUGCAUUAAGUAAUGCAAACAACAUAUCUGAUUGCUUUCGUCAAAUUUUCUUAAUGUUCUAGCUUGAGGCAGAAAAUCUACCAGAAGUGUCACAUAAAUAUGAAAUCAGUGCUGUUCCCACAUUUCUUUUUUUUAAGGUAAGUAACUUAUGUCUUUUUAUGGCAGAGCAUGGGAAUUCCUUUGAGAGGGAAAUUCACAGAUAGCUCUGUAGUACUUGUAUUUCUUCAUAAAAAAGAUUGGCAGAAGGAUCAGACCAAUUAUUGAAUCUUUAAAUAAAGCUCAAUUCAAUUAGUACCAGUUUCACCUGUAAUUUUAAAAACUGCAAGGGAAGAAUUAUUAGCACUAGUAGCCAUUUUGAAAAGUUUUAAUUUACUCAUAGUUUUCAUAUGUUUUAUUUGUGAAAGUUGUUCUCUUUUCUAGUGACAGGGUAAGCGCAGACCCUGGAAAAUUUUGAAAAGUCCCGGAGUUGCUUUUUGCGCGUUUCAGUAGUUUCUUGGUGUUGUGGAUGGGUUUGAUCACCAAAUGACAUAAUACAAAGUAUUGAAAAGAUGCUAAAAAAUACCCACACCACAAAACAAAAGUGAACCAACAAUAGUAUGCACAAUGUUCACCAAGAAACACCUGAAAAUUUCAAGGAUAUGAAACAUUUUUUUAGUAUUGAGUAACUUGGAUGAAAAAUUCCAACAACUGAUUGAAAGAUGUAGAUUUUUCAGCCCUGGAAAAAUUUUACCGUAGUCCUCAAAAAAAAUAUUUUUAAAAUGGCGCAAAUCAUGAGAACAUAGAACAAGAUGCUUAAAAUGCUUGUUAAUACAUGUACAUUGAUUUCUCAAAAGAUGAACAUUGUUUCUUUUUGUUUAGAACCAGAAAGUUGUUGAUCGGUUGGAUGGAGCAAAUGCCCCUAGCUUGACUAAGAAAGUACAACAUCAUGCAAAUGUCAUCACACCAGCUGUUACAUCAGCAAAUCAACAGGAAACUAAGAAGGUACAUCUGUUUUAGUGUUUGGUUUAUGGCCUGUGCAAUGCCCCAAGAUAGUAAGGAACUUAUAGCAGAUGGAGAAAAGUUGGGUAAAAACUGUCUAGGGACUGGGGACAGAGGAGGAAGUGGAGACUGUAAGCAUUAUUUUCAAUACCUCAUUCCAGUAUACCAGCCCCUGGUAUACCCUAUGAUUAGUCAAUCUUGACAGUUUAUGUCAACACUUAUGCCAAACUUGGCUUUCCACGCAUAGAGUCAAACGAACAUGGCGAGCUUGUGAAACUCUCCUACACAUUUUCACAUUUUGACAUGAGGAACAUCUUUUCUAGAAGUGGGCAAGGUAGUAAGCUGCCUUUGGCAUUCAGGCUCGCCGCCCCCCCCCCCCCCCCCCCCCCCCCCCCCCCCCUCUCCCCCCCCCCCUCCCUUCCUCCUUUCCCCCCCCCCCCCCCCCCCCCCCCCCCCUCCCCUCCUCAGCCCGAGCGCACCGCUGCGUCCAAUAGUUUAUCAUCCUCUUUUUGUUGUGUUUUUUUUAUUACCUGCUGUUGUUGUUUUGUUGUUUGCUUGUUGUUUUCCCACAUGUGUUUUUCCAGCAAAAAAGCAAAACAACAGGGGGGGGUUUUGAAAACUCCCUCACCCAUUUUCCAUUUUUGAAGUGGGAAAAUUUUUUUUAAAAGGGGGGAAAGGAGGAAAGUGCCUUUUGCCUUCCGGCCCCCCCCCCCCCCCCCCCCCCCUCCCUCUUCUUCACUGUUUUCACUCGCUUACUUUUUCACUGCUUACCCGCCUUACCCCGCAACUGAUUCUAAUAGAACGGUAAGGGUCAAGUGACAGUGAUGUCAUUACACUUCUCAACUUUUUAGGAGUCGGUUUACUGUUGGUCAACUGUUGGUUAACUGUUGGUCAACUGUUGGUUAACUGUUGGUAUACUGUCGGUUGACAGUUUGCCGACAGUAUACCAAUAGUCCGCUGACAGACUUUUAGGGGAGCUGUUCUUCACUUUUACCAAGUAGUCUGCACUGACUAAGAGCCUGCCACAUGCUUUUUGGUUUAUUUCUCUAGUGUAGUAGAUAGCAACGGAAGCUGCAUGGGCACUCAAGAUUUCUAAGGCUCUGAACUUUAUGCUUCCUUCUGAUUGGAGCACAGCCUUAGUACAAAGUUUUUCGAUCGAGUGAAUUAUACCAUUUGUAAUUAUUAUUGUGGUAAUUUUGUUUAUUUCCACAGGACAUAAAUACAAGAUUAAAAAACAUCAUAAAUGGAGCUCCUUGUGUGUUGUUUAUGAAGGGAUCCCCACAGGAACCUCGCUGUGGUUUGUGUCAUUAUAAUUUAUUUUUGGUGCUUUUGCCUUUUUCUGUUAUAUAUUAUUGCUCUUGGCCAUCUUUCUUUUAAUUUUUGUAUCAAACCUUCAUAGUAGUUAUACAUACUCAUGAAUACAGAUAUACUUCCUCAGCUUGAUUGUUAUAUUUUGUUUUAGUAAAAAAAUACUCUGAGCUACUGCUAACACAAAAUAACACCUUGUUUGUUUUUUCUCUGAAUUUUUAGCCUGUUCCAGGUGUUCAAAUAGUGUAGAAUGGUACAAAAUGGAGAGCAGAUAGAAAGAAAGAAAUGUUGAGGAGUUGGAGAGGGAGAAAGGAGGGAGUCAUGGUAUUCUCUUUGAACCAUAUCCUCCUUUUUUUUCCCCACCCUACCCCCUUUCCAUUUUUUCCUGCUCUCUUCUAUUUGCAACAUCCUCACCAUGGGAAUAGCCUUAUGAAAUUCAGGAAUACUUUUGGACUUCAAGCUGAUGUGUCUAUAUUUACUGGUCAAAAUUAACGGUAAAUUUCCUCUGUCUCUUAGUCCUAAUUCAUGAAAUAAUUAGGGCUAGGAGACGAAGGAAAUUUAGAAUCAACUUAGAUUGAAAAAUUUUAACCUGUUGUGAAUUUAAUUUGGACCUGUAACAUCACAUUUGUUUACAUUUAAUACAGGAUUCAGCAGACAGAUGGUGGAAAUAUUAAAUGCACAUGGAACAAAAUACAGUCAUUUUGACAUACUUACAGAUAAUGAAGUUAGACAAGGUAUGUAUUUGAUGAAUAAUUAGUGAUUGUAAUAGACUUCUUUAGCUUGUUUGUUUUGUUUUUCCAAUUAUGAAGAUCUCAGGGGAAUUUUCCCCUUUGUCUUUUCAUAAAUUAUACAUACAUUAUUACGCACUUGAAUAGGACAAAAUUUGAAAGAAAAUUAAUGGUUCUGUAGAGUACUAUACUUGACCUACAUGGGAAAAAAACAUACAAGAUAAGAAGGUCUAUUAUCUAGUACUAGGCACAUACCAACACUGACCCAAAAAAGCAAUUUUUUGGACAGCCUGGCAAGACUUUUUCUGGAACUCUUUCAUUGGUUUGAUUUGAGAGUGACACAUAUUUGAUAACUGACAUUAAAAUUUAAGGUUAAAAGAGUCAGCUAACCUCAAAAAAAAUUUAUUCUUAAAAUGUUCUUUAGGUUUAAAGGUUUACUCCAACUGGCCAACAUAUCCACAGCUGUAUGUUAAUGGGGAAUUAAUGGGAGGUCUGGAUAUCGUGAAGGUAAAGUUUUUAUCAUAAAAAUUGUGUCUUGUGUUCAUUUCUAGUGACAGCAACUCUUUGAUCACAUUAAUAUUUUAUUAUUUUGUUUAAUAUGGCCUUGCUCUCCAAGAGUACCUCUAAUGCUUAGUGGAUAGACUGCCAACCCAGAGUUUAGGACAUGAUGGAUUAUGGACUCCAGAUUGAUGAUUUUGUCUUCCUUGUUCACUCCCAGUUACUGCUUUCUGUUCAUCAUAUUAUACCAGUUAACUGAUGUGGCCGCCACACAGUGAUGUCCAAUCUCGCCUCUCUGGUUCUUUUGCAGUUCACCCACCGGCUGGAAGAGAUGAAAAACUGGCACCAUUUCCUCUUCCAUUUCCAAUAGUUUCUUUAACUUAAGAGAAAGCAAUCUUGUAUAGAUGCAGUAUGUAUAGGAUUCAAGUACACAAGUACUACAGCUGCUUAGUGCAAUAAUAUUGUAUGAUAUCUUUCUUGUCUCAGGAACUGGCAGCAAGUGGGGAACUUGCGUCAACACUCCCAUCAGACAACGAUCUUAACAAAAGGUAACAACUAUAGUAAUUCAUUUAGGAAGUGAAAAAUGAGAGAACUUGUUUAAAGUUCAACAAGUUAUGCCAUUAAAUUCUACUUAAUCAUCAGUCAUAAUGUGAGACAACAGUUUUUUUAUUUGUGAAUAGGCCAUUAGCCCAAUGAUGUUAUUUUACUACUGUAACUAGAAUCCUUCAGGGUUUUGCUUUCUUGUGAAAAUUAUAGGUUGUAGGGCUUUUGACGUUUUUGAACUUUGCUGAGAUUACCAAAUUUAAAUAUGAAAGGAAAAAUGAAAAGGAUUCUGAUUGUAGUAGUAAAAUGACACAGUGUAGUGUUUUAGGACACCAGUAGAUACUAAGUCAAUCAAACAGUCAGACAUAAAGUCAACAUGCCGCUUAACUUACAAUUCCCAGAUGCUAGUACUUAGUACACCACACACCAUCAUGCAAAUGGCCUAUUACAAUGGUGCCACAGUUUUUCAAACCAUAUUGCUAACCAUUGUAUUUCAGGUUGCAGUCAUUGAUUUCAUCUGCUCCAGUGAUGGUGUUCAUGAAAGGAAAUCCAGAGGUAUCAGAUGUAUCUUAUUUGAUUAUUUGUUGUUAAUGAAUACCUAGAUGCAAAAAUAUAUCACAUGUGUCGUAUCUUUUCCAGACUAUUAACUGACUUGUAUUUGUGAUUCAUUCUGUAGGGCUCGUACAGAUUCUUGAAUUCAUUGAAAUUUUCCUAGCAAUCUUCCAGACCUCGGAGAAAGUCUGGAAAAAUGGUGAAUAGUCUUGGGUUCUUUUUUUUUUUCAAAGCUACAACAAGUGCUUUAUAAGUGAAAUUCUCGUUUUAAUCAAAUCUUAUUCAAUAUCGCCCUUACAUUUGCAGUUCAUUAACCUUCAGUUUGGAAAAAGAAAUUAUUGUUUGCAAAAAAAGUGUGGAAAAAAAUAUGGAAAAAAGUCUUGAAUUUUGGAUCCAAAAAUCUGUAUGAACACUGUAUACAUGUGUUUAUGUUAAUGUCUCCUUUUUCCGCAAUGCCAGGAGCAUUUUGCCAGAUUAGAAUUCAAUUUCUCUGCCUAUAUUUAUAGAAGUGAAUCUUUUGUUUAGGCUCCACGGUGUGGUUUCAGCAAAAAGAUGUGUGAGAUCUUGAAAAAAUACCCCAGGUCAGUUGUACAGGAAACAGAUAAUUUCCCAGUGUGCAGGAUCGUAAAGUUACCUUACAAUACACCUUAAAUCCUAUUCACAAAACUUGAAGACUGGCUUUCACAUGCGGUUCAAGUAAACUUAUCGUUGUGCUUUCAUUUGUGCUUUAUUUAAAGUGACAAAAAUCAGUAAUCAGCCUGUAUGAAGGAAACAAUUUUAAAUAGUGUUUGGAAAACAGCUUCCCCUUUGGUGUUAACGGGGCGUAAAUUAUACACAAGUGAUCACAUCGCAUGUAAAACUCUUUCAGCUCUUCUCGUGUGUACCCAUGGCUGCUUGUGGAUUUACAGGAGCGCAUGUGUUGGUUCUUUUUCUUAACCGUGGUUUUUUUUUUAGUGUCCAAUUCAAGUCUUUUGAUAUUUUGGAAGACCAAGAGGUAGGCAUUUUAAUUUUUCAAGAUCAGAUUCAUAUGAGCUGGUUAUUGUUUAAAAAUUGAGUGAAAAAUACUGGUGGCUGGGUAGAGGCAGCGACACUGAACAAUAUUCUUAAUUAUUGUGGUUCAGGGGUGUCAUUACUAAAAUACCCUUUCUUAUAUUUUAGAUUUCCAAGGUUAAUGCCUUACAGCUUUACUUUUCAGGGUUUAUUCUAGAAAUUGGCCAAUGAGGGUCAAAUGGGCCCCCUUCUGCAAUUUCAGGGGGCCCUCUUUCAAGAAAGGGGGGUCAAGAAAGGGGGUUCCCGAAAAGGUAUUUGAACUUUAUAUUGGUAAAUACUGCUCCAUGAGAAAAUGAAUUUAGAUUAUUGACGCUUUGCCGCCAUUUUGGAACAUUCUGGGCAACUGUAAAAGCUUGGGCGUAAAAGCUUGUUGUCAGUGAUGUUUUCGAAUAUUUUAUUUAAAAAAAAAAGGUUCUUAUCCUUGGGUCUAUUUUUUUUUUUUGCGCGCCCCAUUUGACGCGGCAACGGAAAUUUUAUGCGGUAUAUUUUUUCCAAAUUGCGGAAAUCCCGCAAGGCCGCGCUCUGGAAUAAACCCUGCUUUUAAAAAAACUAUUUUGUAUCCGAGAUAAUGUCCCUUAAUAACUACCACUGUGCCCGUGUCUCUUACAACCUACUCUAGUCUUCCCUUGAGAUUUAGAGUCCCGCGUACGGUAAACAGCAAACGUCAGAUUCACGUUGAGAAAUUCUCACAAUAGAAAAUGAGGGGAUAAAAACAUGAGCAGCUCGAAAUAAUUCUUAUAGAUAAAACUGGCGUGAAUCUACUGAUUUACGAGUAGUUAUAUUGAACAAUAAACGUCGAUAUGUAGGGAAAACGUGGUCACCUGGUACAAAUUCACGUUUGCCAUUUGCCGUAAACGGGUGACCCUAAAUUUGUCUAUUAUCACCCGGCAUCAGGUUCGUCAAGGCCUGAAGACUUUCUCCAACUGGCCUACAUAUCCACAAGUGUACGUGAAUGGAGAACUUAUCGGAGGCUUGGAUAUCAUCACGGUAAUAUGCUUUCCUUUCAUUUGAAAUACAAGAACAUCUAGUGUACAGUUCAUCAGUCUCAAGGCUUUUUUGUUUGUUUGUUGUUGUUUUGUUUGUUUAUUUAUUUUUUAAAGGGAAUAUCUUAGUUGAAAAACCCUUUCAGAUUUUAGUUUGUAUGAAGGAACAGUUCUCAAGCAACUUUAUGCGUACCUUGAAUUUACGGAGAGUAUUGAUUGUCUAGAAAAUAUAAUGUCAGCUCUGCAGUCGCAUUCUCCUUUUUUGACACGUCUGUAUUGGCUUCAGAUUCUCAAUGAUUAGAAUUCAUUAGAUUGUCUGUUUGUCUUUUAAUCAUUCAGUUUUAGCUUAUUCUAAUUUGAGAAAUUUGUAUACACGAAAACGGCUUACCUCUAUGCUUCGGUCUAACGACCUAUGUUUCAUUUUUUUUAUUUAUUCAGGAACUAGAUCAAGGGGGUGAACUCGAAAGCGCGCUGAACGGUUGAGAUAAAAAAUCAGUCUUGGCAAACCGACAGCUAACAAGAUCAACAAAAUCGUAACAGGAAACAAGCAGUAAUGUUGUUAUAAACUGAACGUUUUGGGUUCAAGAAAGUUAAUUUAAGACAGAACAGUAAACAAAUAUCCGUGCAAACGUGUGACAAGUGUCGUGAAGUUGUUUUAACCUGUGCUUUCAAAUCUGGUUCUGUCUUCAGUUCCGUUAAGGGGAUUGUGAUCGCCCUCUCGUCGUGAAAUUCGUGGCGCAUGCGUAUCAGAGGUGUCUCUAUAUGAUUUUCCUGAUCGUUUGAACACAUUUUUGAGACGUCCCGUGCGAUUGACUCGAUCCGCCUGGGUUCUGGGUUCUGGGUUCAUUUAAGUAGCAUCCAUAGCGUAGUCAUUUUCGCUUUUGCCUGCUUAAUGCCAUGACAGGAUGACAAGCGCAGUAGUUUAGGUGUUGUGCUUAUGGAAACGCUCUGCGUGUGUUUAGUGGAAAAGAUGUUCACAAAUCUGAGAAAAGGUGGAUGACGAAAAACACAACUUUGCGAUUAUCAGGCCCUACUUGUUCAAAAGGUGGAUAGCGCUAUUCAACAUUCGCACAACUGUAGCUAUAAAGCUUUCAUUUUUUAGUGAGAGAUUAGUUUGGUCUUUCUCAUUUGAACCGAGUUUAUGAUAAUUAUAAGGAAGUUACACGUUUCUGGUCUAAGAUAUUUCUGGUUUAAUGUAGAAGGUUUUCAAUGGAAUUAAAUUGUUGAG
This is a messenger RNA of Porites evermanni, 10076 nucleotides long. The record is from the annotation of a GenBank genome assembly. NCBI's taxonomy places the organism in Eukaryota, Metazoa, Cnidaria, Anthozoa, Scleractinia, Poritidae.